AUGCAAGCGUCGGAAUCUUCCCAUUCUGGUGCCACCUUCGACUCAAUUAGCGUGCUGUCAAAGGCGUCUGUUAUCAUUGGAAACUGGAAUCCCUCUUUUUGUAACCUGUUGUACACUUGGUUCACAUAUCCAAGUUUAGGGUUUGUGCUGAACAUGAUGGACCACGACUGGAUCAGUUGCAACAAAUAUUCCUUAACUGUAUGGUUCAGGUUCUUGUCGUUCAACGUGAGAACAAUGGCAUCUAUAAACUCUUUGGAAGAGAUAUCCGACAAAAAGUGCUCGCCUCCAUUCUUGAUACAGAAAUCUAUUAGUUUCAGGGACGACUUUUGCAGGUUUGGGUUUUUGUUGUUGAUGAACCGUUUCUUGAGUCCCCGCAUCGCAUCUUUCGAUGGAACUUGCUUCGACCGGAUCAAAUCGCUGAUCUCAAGUGCUGCGGAAAAAUCAAUGUCUCCAUUAGGAAUCGACUCCGAAGUUGCCUCUGCAAUCUUCUCCUCGAUCGAGGUGGCUGUGCCUGAUCGCCCAAACCACGACAUUUCAGUGUGUUGUGUUUAG
Molecule: messenger RNA, 552 nt
Organism: Ogataea philodendri
Lineage: Eukaryota; Fungi; Ascomycota; Pichiomycetes; Pichiales; Pichiaceae
Exons: 1
Coding region: 1-552 (183 amino acids)
Source: RefSeq, a predicted model, not a curated record